AUGAUUACAAGGCAAGGCUGGUAUGAGCUACGCAUUGAUAUUGUAUCUCCUAAAAAUGAAGUGGCACAUGCACUAUAUAAUGUUUUCUAUGUCGGUGAUGCGAAGUCACGAUAUGAACUGCUUGUUGAUGGAUAUAGUGGAACUGCCGGGGAUAGUUUGGGGACACAUAAUGGACAUAAAUUUACUACUAAAGAUAAAGAUAAUGACAUACACGAAGGGAACUGUGCAGUGGAUUUUAAAGGUGGGUGGUGGUAUGAAAAAUGUCAUUUUUCAAAUCUUAAUGGUGACUAUGGUAACACUCAAUAUGCGAAAGGUUUGUCCUUGUAUCAUUGGAAAGGAUAUUACGUUUCAAUGAAAACAACAGAAAUGAAGAUCCGGCGAUGGCAGUCUCCGGAUAUGGUGUAG
Ruditapes philippinarum (Manila clam) is the source of this 405-nucleotide messenger RNA. Its product is annotated as fibrinogen C domain-containing protein 1-A-like. NCBI's taxonomy places the organism in Eukaryota, Metazoa, Mollusca, Bivalvia, Venerida, Veneridae. The record is from RefSeq and is a predicted model, not a curated record. The transcript has a single exon. The coding region runs from base 1 to 405 and encodes 134 amino acids.